UCAUUGAUUUAUUUUGAUUUUCAGAAUGGAACUGUUAAUAAUGGUUUUGUACUAGAAAGUUUUUCGCCCAAAAUUGUAAAUGGUCAACAUUUCCAUACUAAUGGAGAAACAAAUCAUACCGAAGAACCGAAAGGUGAAGAAAAAAUAGAGGAGAAAGAUGAUCCAUGGGCACUACCAGAACUAGAUGAUAAAAACAACGUUAAAUGGAAAGAUCUGAAUACUAGCGGGAGAUUGAAGAGAGUAGCUACAGUUAUAAUCAGGAUCAUAUUACUGAUUGGUUUAUUAUAUCUGUUCAUAUGCUCCUUGGAUUUUCUGAGUUCAGCUUUUACGUUAUUAGGAGGUAAAGCAGCUGGUCAAGCAUUAGGAAAUAGUGUUUUAUUACAAAAUCCUGUUGCUGGUCUGAUGAUAGGUGUACUUGUUACGGUACUGGUUCAAAGUUCAUCUACUUCAACAUCGAUCGUCGUUUCCAUGGUUUCUUCUGGAAUUCUUACAGUACGAUUUGCCAUACCAAUAAUAAUGGGAGCAAAUAUAGGAACAACCGUAACCAACUCCAUUGUAUCUUUAGGACAGGUGGGGGAUAGAAGUCAAUUCAGACGAGCUUUUGCUGCUGCCACACUUCAUGAUUUCUUUAAUUGGCUUUGUGUGUUGGUAUUAUUACCUAUAGAAGUUGCUAGUGGCUACUUGUAUCAUUUAACAUCAGUUCUCGUGGCUGAUAUCAACAGUGACCCAAAUGCUGAAAAUCCAGAAUUCUUGAAAGCCAUAACAUCACCCUUUACCAAAACAAUUAUAGAGCUUGAUAAAGACAUUAUAAAGGCUAUAGCCAAUGGUGAUUCGCUAACAGAUGAAGAUACAAUAUUAAAAUCCUGCUGCAAGAAAGAAACUGAUAUAUCUUAUGAGUUACUCAACACAACAUUGUCAGAUUGCAGUGACAUGUCUAAAGGAGAUGUCAUAUUUUGUGAUACUUCAAGUGGGUUUGCAACUGUCAACUCCACAGUCAGAAACUCCACCUGUUUUUCUUUAUGUGAUCACCUGUUUGCUAGUUCCGGUUUAUCAGACUCAGAAUCUGGAAUCAUCAUGUUAAUCGUUGCUUUGUUAACACUGUGCAUUUGUCUGGUAUUAAUUGUCAAACUUCUCCACAGUCUCAUCAGUGGACAGAUCGCUACUGUUAUUAAGAAAAUAAUGAAUGCAAAGUUUCCUGGGCACUGUGCUUUCUUAACAGGAUAUGUAGCUAUUUUCGUUGGCGCUGGUCUGACCAUAUUGGUGCAGAGCAGUUCUAUAUUUACGUCAACUAUGACACCUUUAGUUGGAGUUGGUGUAGUAAGCAUUGAAAAUCUGUUUCCAUUGACCCUCGGUGCUAAUAUUGGUACAACUGGAACAAGUGUUUUAGCAGCUCUAGCAUCCCCUGGUUCGGGUUUUAAGAAUGCUUUACAGAUAUCUUUUUGUCAUCUGUUCUUUAAUCUAACAGGAAUAUUUGUAUGGUAUGGCAUUCCGCCAAUGAGAAAGGUACCAAUAGGGGCUGCUAAAUGGAUGGGUGAAACUACUGAAAAGUAUCGUUGGUUUGCUUUCGUUCACAUAUUUACGGCUUUUCUUAUCUUCCCUAGUUUUAUUUUCGCUUUGUCACUUGGUGGGUGGGAAGUAUUAGUAGGUGUCGGUAGUCCAAUUGUCCUUGUAGUCAUAUUUGUUGUAAUUGUCAAGAUAUUACAAGCCAAGAAACCUGGUGUUUUACCUAAGGUUCUCCAAAAUUGGCAUUUUCUACCCGAAUUUAUGCGAUCUUUAGAGCCACUUGAUCGCAUUGUUAUCAAACUGAAGAACAAAUGUUCCAAAGGGAAAAGGAACCAAAAUGAAGUGAAAACCAAUGACAAGAUGAGGAUAUAGAGAUUAAAAUUUCGACGUAAAUAUUAUUUGGUAAAAACAAGUUUAAAGCACUAAUGGUAAAAGAUGUAAUGCAGAUAACUACGGAAGCAUUGGGGCCAUGAGAGGACGGCCCCUCGGUCGCUUUUAGCGCACCUCGUCGUUCUGGAGUUAACUCCUUUUUCCGAAAACCUUGUUAACGCAAUAGAGGCUACAGUUUUUAACUGAUUUUGUUUUUCAAAUGUGGUGUGAUGCACUAGGACCUUUCGAUUUUCAGUACUCCGUCUUUGUCCGUAUUUUAUUUCAAAUAUGUGACGAUGAGAGGUAUUCUGUGACCUUCUGUUCCUUAAUACCCCCGCCCCCCCCCCCCCCUUAAAGCCUUGUUAACGUCAUAGAGGCUUCACUUUUAUGCAUUGGCCAACAAACCAUGGACUAUUUACUUAUUUAUGUGUGACAUUUAAUUAAAAUUGACACACAAAUUGUGAUAUUAGAAUUUAACUCACAGCAUUGUAGAGUGGGAUAUAGUUUUUUAUUUUAUGAUCAGUAGUGGAAUACCGCGUUUUAUCAGUGAAAUAAAAGUGUUAUUCCACUGGCUAGCAGUAGUCCAUGUUGUUUUUACCUAAAAUGAUUGUAAAAUCAUAAAAUAAAUAGAACAUUUGUCGUUUUGUCGUGAAUAACAUAUUGUAUUUCAUCUCUAAAGCCAGGCUGACACUUGCACGACUUUUGGCCACGAUUUUGUCGUGGCAAGUCGUGAAAUUUUGGGGCACGAAUUGGGAGGCUCCCGCACUGUUCACGACUAGUUCACGCAUAGUUCACGAAUGCGUGCCUAUCAGUGUCCACAUUGACACGAACUGGCACGACGGGUUCACGCAUAGUUUGCGCAUUGUUUACGCACUUCCCGCAUUGGCACGACGAGUUUGCGCAAGAGAUGGUUGAGAAGUUAACCCCUCGCCUCCAGGGGCAGUCCACCUUCAUGAGGGAACCUCUUCAAGUUGGACUCAAGCUAGCUGUCACCCUCCGCUUCCUAGCCACUGGAAAUUCCUAUCCAAGUCUGCAGUACAGCUUCAGGGUUGAAGCAAGUACCAUCUGCAAGUUCAUACCCGAGGUGUGUAAAGCCAUCAUCGCGGUCCACAAGGACGAAGUGCUGCGCUGCCCCAAAACUGAAGAGGGGUGGAAGGAAGUUACUGCUAAGUUCAGCUCCAGAUGGAACUACCACAACUGUCUGGGGGCUGUUGACGGCAAGCACAUCGCCAUGAAGAAGCCACCCAAUGCUGGCUCUUAACACAACUACAAGGGCUUCCACAGCAUUGUUCUGAUGGCAGUGGCAGAUGCUACCUACAAGUUCCUCUAUGUGGAUGUUGGGGCAGAGGGUGGUGAGGAACAUGGAGUAACUGUUCCCUGCAUGAUGCUGUAGAAGAGAACGGAGCUGGAGUGCCUCAACCAGAACCACUCCCUAAUGAUGACCAGCCAGUGCCCUAUCACUUCGUAGGGGAUGACGCCUUUGCUCUCCGAACCUGGAUGAUGAAACCAUUCUCCCAUCGGUCACAGGUCCUACGAGAACGCAUUUACAGCUACAGGUUGUCUCGUGCCCGACCUGCACCGACGCGAACGCCACUGUCGCGCAGUAGUCGUGAACUAUUCGUGAACUAUUCGUGGCAUGGCGCGCACUGCCACGCACUGGCACGCAUCCUCCCGACGAGUUCACUAACAGUUUGCGCAUAGUUCACGAUCCGGUCGCUAAAUUUUGUCGUGACCAAAAUUUUGAACAUUUCAAAAUUCUCUAUAAAUUAAUACGAAUUCUGUGAUAUGGACAACAUGAUGCUGAAUAAUAAACCAAUGAUUGAUAUCAGGAAUGUUAAUAAAAUAUUGUUUUUAGUUUU
Messenger RNA from Patella vulgata (common limpet), 3731 nucleotides. Its product is annotated as sodium-dependent phosphate transport protein 2B. Gene Ontology annotation, biological process: sodium-dependent phosphate transport. NCBI's taxonomy places the organism in Eukaryota, Metazoa, Mollusca, Gastropoda, Patellidae. Gene Ontology annotation, cellular component: membrane. The record is from RefSeq and is a predicted model, not a curated record. The transcript is spliced from 8 exons. Gene Ontology annotation, molecular function: sodium:phosphate symporter activity. The annotation marks the transcript as partial.